Molecule: messenger RNA, 1071 nt
Organism: Fraxinus pennsylvanica
Lineage: Eukaryota; Viridiplantae; Streptophyta; Magnoliopsida; Lamiales; Oleaceae
Source: the annotation of a GenBank genome assembly
AUGAGUACAGGGGAAGAAACUGAGAAGGUUGUGGAGAUGUUCAAUAGUUAUGGCUUGAAAAACUUCACUACGAGUGCAAGGGAACUCAUCAUGCAGCUCCAGAAGAUAGAUGGAAAUAAUUAUCCGGAAACACUUCAUCAAAUGUUUAUCAUCAAUGCUGGUCUAGGCUUUAGGCUAUUGUGGAAUACUGUAAAAGGUUUUCUAGAUCCCAAGAACACCACUAAGAUUCCUGUUCUUGGAAAUAAAUACCAGAACAAGUUGCUUGAAGUAAUCGAUUCCAGUGAGUUGCCAGAAGAUUUUAAAGUCUCUGUGGCUUUUUAUAUGAGAUUGGGCGCAGAAACUCCUCAACAUCUCGUGAGGAGGGCUAUAGAAACACCUUGCUUUGUUGGGAACUUGUUAGGGUAUGAUGAGUAUGUUCCCAUGGUUGACAAGGUGGUUGAUUCUGGAUGGAAGAAGCAACCAUCCCUUCCGAAGCCUUUUAUUUCUAUAGAGGUAUUUCGGCCACCUGAUUCUCAAAAGGCCUCAGAAGGAAUUCAAGAUCGCAUGCGUGUCACUUUCAUAUGUGGGGAAGAAGGUGUAUGCGCACUUGGUGCUGUAGUUGCAAAGCAUGCUAUUGAUGAACAAUUGUGUGACCAAUAUUUAACCCAAUUCAAAGAGAGUUUUGAAGUUUUUAUCAUAGAUCAAUCGAAAGCACUAUCGAAACAAGGUUUUUUGUUCCAUCAGUACCAGGUGGUAGGGAGAGCUCUAUCGACGGAAACGGAUAAGCACCCCAAGAUCUACCAAAUGAACUUAUGGGCUAUGAAUGAGGAACCGAUUCGCGUCGUUUCUUCAUCUUGCUGCGAUUUGCAGCAGUAUCGCGACCUCAGAUUUUCUUUUCAGACCGCAAGAACACUCGCACCGAAAUUCGAAACUCGUGACCUGAGAAUUACAUUUUCAGCUAUGGGAAUCAACGGAGCAAUUAGGGAAACCUGGAAGGAGGCAAAUGCAGACGUGGAAGUUUUAUCACCAUUUGCUCAUUUGGACAUCCCUCUUAUAGGCCAAACAUAUAUUAUUUUCUUGGCCAAGUUGUAG